Messenger RNA from Penicillium waksmanii, 4383 nucleotides. Its product is annotated as putative ABC transporter. Gene Ontology annotation, molecular function: ABC-type transporter activity; ATP binding; ATP hydrolysis activity. The coding region runs from base 1 to 4383 and encodes 1460 amino acids. Gene Ontology annotation, cellular component: membrane. The record is from RefSeq and is a predicted model, not a curated record. Gene Ontology annotation, biological process: transmembrane transport. The transcript has 4 exons. NCBI's taxonomy places the organism in Eukaryota, Fungi, Ascomycota, Eurotiomycetes, Eurotiales, Aspergillaceae.
AUGGAUGAGAAGGAGAAGACCGAAAAGAGAGAAGGGAGUUUCAACUCCGAAGUCGACUCUUCUCAGACCAGCGACUAUGAACAACAACGUGAAGAGCUUCGCAUCUCAAAUCCGCAAGGAUUCACGUCGACUCUGACAGGAGUGAAUAUAGAGAAAGCUGAGCAUGAUUUCGAGGAAUUAAAUCGCCAGUUUUCAAGCAUCUCUCAUCAAGCCCGUCAUUUAUCCAAGCAGGCCUCUCGAGCUUCGAGACCAAUUGUCACCGCCGAAGAUGUUGAAGGGACAGGAAGCUCCGCCGAUUCAGAUGAUCUCUGGGAUUUGGAGACUACCCUCCGAGGCAAUAGAACCGCAGAGGAGGAAGCGGGUAUAAAGGACAAGCAUAUCGGGGUUAUUUGGAAUAAUCUUUCCGUUCGAGGAAUGGGAGGCGUCAAGACCUAUAUCAAAACCUUUCCCGAUGCGAUCAUCGACUUUUUCAACGUGCCAGAAACGAUCAUGAACAUGCUUGGAUAUGGCAAUAAAGGAAAGGAAUUCAAUAUCUUGGAAGGCUUUCGAGGGCUCACCCGACCAGGUGAAAUGGUUCUAGUCCUUGGUAGGCCAGGCUCUGGGUGCACUUCCUUCUUGAAAGUCAUCGCAAAUCAGAGAUUUGGAUACACUGGCGUUGAUGGCGAGGUGAUGUAUGGUCCUUUUGAAUCCAAAGCAUUUGCCAAACGAUUCCGUGGUGAGGCUGUGUAUAACCAAGAGGAUGAUAUCCACCAACCAACUCUGACCGUCAAGCAAACUCUUGGCUUUGCUCUGGAUACCAAGACCCCUGGAAAGAGACCAUUCGGGGUAUCCAAGGCCGAAUUCAAAGACAAGGUUGUCAAAAUGCUUUUGCGAAUGUUCAACAUCGAACAUACCGCCAAUACAGUGAUUGGAAAUCAAUUCAUCCGUGGUGUUAGUGGUGGCGAGAGAAGACGAGUCAGCAUUGCUGAAAUGAUGGUCACUUCCGCGACUGUGCUAGCAUGGGACAAUAGCACUCGCGGCUUGGAUGCCUCUACUGCUCUGGACUUUGCCAAGUCAUUGCGCAUCUUGACCAACAUCUACAAAACAACGACCUUUGUUUCCCUCUAUCAAGCAUCUGAAAACAUCUAUAAACAGUUUGAUAAGGUUUUGGUCAUUGAUAGUGGACGGCAAGUAUUUUUCGGUCCGACGGCCGAAGCUCGAUCUUACUUUGAAGGGCUUGGCUUUCGUGAGAAGCCUCGGCAAACCACCCCGGACUAUGUGACAGGGUGUACCGACCCCUUUGAGCGGGAGUUUAAGGAUGGAAGAACUGCCGAUGACGUACCUUCGACACCGCAGGCAUUGGCAGAGGCCUUUGAGAAGUCAGCCUAUAGCAAGAAACUUGAUGAAGAAAUGCAAGCAUAUCGCACACAGGUCGAACAACAAAAGCAAACAUACGACGACUUCGAGAUGGCCAAUCAGGAGGCCAAACGCAAAUUCACUCCGAGAUCAUCUGUCUAUUCCAUCCCCUUUCACAUACAAAUUUGGGCUUUAAUGCAACGACAUUUCUUGCUCAAGUGGCAAGACAAAUUUGCGCUGACAGUCUCUUGGGUUACUUCGACAGGUAUUGCCAUCAUUUUGGGAACCGUGUGGCUCCACCAGCCCGCUACGAGCGCGGGUGCGUUUACUCGGGGCGGAUUACUGUUCAUCAGCAUGCUUUUCAACGGUUUUCAAGCAUUUUCUGAGCUCGGUGGCACUAUGAUGGGUAGGACGAUCGUCAAUAAGCAUCGUUCCUUCACAUUCUACAGACCAAGUGCUCUUUUUAUCGCACAGAUUUUGGUGGAUACUGCAUUCGCAAUAGCGCGCAUUCUGAUCUUUAGCAUCAUCGUCUACUUCAUGUGCGGUUUAGUCCUCGAUGCUGGGGCAUUCUUCACCUUUGUCCUCGUUAUUCUCACUGGAUAUGUCUGUAUGACUGCACUUUUCAGGUCUAUUGGGUCUAUCUGUCCCGAUUUUGAUUAUGCGAUGAAAUUUGCUGCUGUUAUCAUUACUCUCUUCGUGCUGACCUCGGGCUAUCUAAUCCAGUGGUCUGGCUCUCAGGUCUGGUUAAGAUGGAUUUAUUAUAUCAAUCCAUUUGGUCUGGGCUUCGCGUCUCUGAUGGUGAACGAGUUUAGUCGCCUUACAAUGACAUGUACACAAGAUUCCUUGGUGCCCAGUGGCCCUGGGUAUGGCGAUAUUACACACCAAGCUUGCACUCUCGCCGGCGGUGAGCCGGGGUCGGACAUCAUUCCAGGAUCGAGUUAUCUUGCUACGACAUUCAGCUACGACACCGGAGAUCUCUGGAGGAACUUUGGAAUUAUGAUUGCCCUAAUUUUCGGUUUCCUCGGGAUGAAUCUAUACUUCAGCGAGAUACUGCAAUUCAAUGCAGGCGGAAAGACACUCACCUUCUUCCACAAAGAAAACGACGAACGUAAGCAGCUGAAUCAAGCGCUUGAGGUGAGGAAAGCAAGUCGCCAGUCGAAGACCGUUGAUACCGGUGCCAAUCUCGAAAUAUCCUCGAAGUCUGUCCUUACGUGGGAGAACAUAUCUUAUGAAGUUCCCGUGCCAUCCGGCACACGACGACUCCUGAAUUCCGUAUAUGGUUACGUUCAGCCUGGCAAACUCACGGCUCUAAUGGGCGCGUCUGGAGCUGGCAAAACUACUCUCCUGAGAUUCAAGCCCAGCACCUCGUUCCAGCGAAGCACUUCAUACGCCGAGCAGCUAGAUGUGCAUGAGUCAAUGGCCACUGUUCGUGAAGCUCUGCGCUUCUCUGCUGAUCUACGCCAGCCAUUUGAAGUUCCCCAAUCUGAAAAAUACGAAUAUGUUGAGGAGAUCAUCAGCUUGCUUGAACUUGAGAGUCUAGCAGACGCAAUAAUAGGCACCCCGGAGACUGGGCUGUCUGUGGAAGAACGAAAAAGGGUUACCAUCGGUGUAGAGCUUGCAGCCAAGCCUGAACUACUUUUGUUCCUGGAUGAGCCAACUUCUGGCCUGGAUAGCCAAUCGGCCUUCAAUAUCAUUCGAUUCUUGAAGAAGCUGGCUGCGGCUGGUCAAGCAAUCCUCUGUACAAUUCAUCAGCCUAACUCCGCUCUGUUUGAAAAUUUUGACCGGCUUCUACUCCUGCAAAGGGGUGGAGAAUGCGUUUACUUUGGUGACAUUGGAACGGAUUCCAACGUUCUAUUGGACUAUUUCCGUCGCAACGGUGCAGACUGCCCUGCUGACGCCAAUCCCGCUGAGUGGAUGCUUGAUGCUAUCGGCGCAGGUCAAACACGACGACUUGGAGAACGUGAUUGGGGCGAGGUCUGGCGAACAGCUCCCGAGCUAGAAGUUAUCAAGAAAGAUAUCGUUCAAAUCAAGAGAAGUCGUACUCAGACCGUCCAGCAGGAAGCGAGCCAACAACAGGACAUCGUUGAGAGAGAAUAUGCAUCGCCACUUUGGCAUCAGAUGAAGGUAGUAGGUCGACGAACGCAUUUGUCGUUCUGGCGCUCGCGCAACUACGGCUUUACUCGACUUUUCACACACGUUGUUAUUGCACUUAUCACAGGCCUCGCAUUUUUGCAACUCGACGACUCUCGUUCCUCGCUUCAAUAUCGAAUCUUCGUUAUUUUCAAUGUGACGGUGCUGCCAGCAAUUAUCCUACAGCAAGUUCAGCCUAAGUACGACUUAUCUCGAUUGAUUUUCUACCGUGAAUCCGCUUCGAAGACGUACAGCCAGUUCGCCUUUGCAUUUUCUCUCGUUCUGGCAGAGAUGCCUUACAGUAUUCUCUGCGCCGUCUGCUUUUUCCUACCCCUAUAUUAUCUCCCAGGCUUUUCUAUGGAAAGCAGUCGUGCGGGAUACCAGUUUUUCAUGGUCCUAAUCACAGAAAUCUUUGCCGUGACUCUCGGACAGAUGAUCUCAGCCCUGACACCGAACAGCUUCAUUGCCUCCCAACUAAAUCCACCAAUUGUGAUCAUUUUCUCACUCUUCUGUGGUGUCGCAAUUCCGAAGCCACAAAUCCCAGGGUUUUGGCGCGCAUGGCUCUACCAGCUUGAUCCGUUUACCCGACUGAUUGGCGGAAUGGUGGUAACGGAGCUCCAUGGGCGUGAUGUUUCCUGUGCAGAUAUAGAACUCAACACAUUCAAUGCUCCCGAUAACGAGACAUGUGGCGAAUACAUGCAAUCCUUUUUCGAGCGCGGUGGGGCUGGAUACUUGGUGAAGAAUGCUACCCAGACUUGCGAGUAUUGCGCGUACAAGAUCGGAGACCAGUUCUACGCGGCAUUCGGCAUGAACUUCGACCACCGAUGGAGGGAUCUAGGUAUCUUCAUCGCGUUUGUCGCGUCCAACCUGAUCAUAUUGUUCCUGGCGUCCCGGUUUUUCAACUUUAACCGGAGAUGA